Messenger RNA from Hydra vulgaris (swiftwater hydra), 2134 nucleotides. Its product is annotated as zinc finger protein GFI1 homolog pag-3. The record is from RefSeq and is a predicted model, not a curated record. Gene Ontology annotation, molecular function: RNA polymerase II cis-regulatory region sequence-specific DNA binding; DNA-binding transcription factor activity, RNA polymerase II-specific. Gene Ontology annotation, biological process: regulation of transcription by RNA polymerase II. Lineage: Eukaryota; Metazoa; Cnidaria; Hydrozoa; Anthoathecata; Hydridae. Gene Ontology annotation, cellular component: nucleus.
GAGAAUGUUCGCACAGUAAGACAUAGCCGAAACUGCGUGUGUACUACAAGAGAAAAACUUUUAAACAAAAGAAUAAAUUUUUAUGCACUGGGAUUUUUCGCAAUAGAACAAUACUUGCAUACUUAUGAGUUGCUCUCAUUCUGAAAAUCCAUCGGGAAACGUAGACGAAGUUCGAUUUAAAACAGACGAACGCGGAGAAACAGAUUCCGAAGAAAAACGAAAUGAAGGGUAUACCAAAACCAAUGAUAUAAAGCAAACCGUAUUAUAUCAGACAAAUGAUAUUCAUGAAAGAAAUGGAAUUGAAUUUUGCAACUCCUCUUUGCCAACAAACUGCAAUAAUUUUAUUUCAUCAUUUAAUAAAACACUCGAAUUAGAAAGGUUAAACAACAGUAACAAAAAUGAAAUGGCAAGCAAUGUAUCAAAUCAUUUGCAAGAACAAAUUCUUCAAAACUCAAUAUGUAAAAAAGAACACGAUCAACAGUUGUUAACAAAAGAAGCAGGUAUCCACAGUACAAUAGUAGAAUUAGAAAGCUUUACCGCAAAAGAAAAUUUACAAGAAAAGAAAAUAGAAGGCAAUAAAAUGUUAAACACAUUUGAAAUGAGCAGCAAUGAAAUGAGUGCUAUGGAACUAAAAGAAACUGUCAAUUUAAAAGAACAAGAUAUUGUACAUGGGUAUUCAAUUGAUUACUUUCUUGAAAAAACACAUGAAUGUAUUUUAAAACAAAGCGAGCCAAACGAGGCAACAAAAACAUAUUUUUCACAAGAAUUUCAGCCUUUUAAUGGUGAAAAUAUAUUUGAUGAACGCUUAAGUUCGAUAAAAUACUCUUCAGAUAAAAAUCGAGAAAAAGUGGCAAAGAACAAUGAGAUUCCUGGACUUCCACCCAUAACUUGGAAUCUACCUAGUGAUGUUAGUUUUUUAAAUUCUCACUCAGUCGUUAGUCCACAUUUUUUGCGGGCUUCUCCUUUUUAUUCUACUUCACAUUUGUACCCAUUUGUUCCUUUUCCUUCUCCAAUAUUUUCAUCACAAAUUGUUCCAUUACCGCCUGCUAUUUCAUUAGGCGGAGGUUCAACUUCUUACGUUUCUGAAUUAAACCAAAUUGAUUACUUUAGACGUCGACCACCACCUUGCUUGUGGAUUAUAAACUGUUCCACGUGUUCAAGACCUGAAAUUGAGGUUGUUUGCAAUAGGCAAUUUGAAACAAUAUCAGAAAUAGUUUAUCACAUAAGCGAUAUGCAUUUAAACAACUUAAAUAAUUCUAUCGGGAAUUCAAAUGAACAAUAUUAUUAUUGCUUUUGGAAAGACUGCCUACGCAGUAUGAAACCUUUUAGAGCGCGUUACAAACUUGUUAACCACAUUCGUGUUCAUACCGGAGAAAGACCUUUUCUGUGUCACUUUCCAUCGUGUGGAAAACGAUUUGCACGCUCAGAAAAUCUAAAAAUUCACAAACGCGUUCACUCAGGUGAGCGUCCUUUUAUAUGUGAAUAUUCUAGUUGUUUGCGACGAUUUACCAACUCAAGUGAUCGUAAGAAACACAUGCAUACACAUACGCCCGGUAAGGAUUUUGUUACUUCUACUCCACCCAAAAAAUCAAAAAAGCUAAACAAACAUUAUCGAAAAUGUGUAAGUUCAAAUGAAGAUGCGCAUGACAAUUUUUAUAUUAAAAACGACGGGUUAAAACAAGAAGUAACAGAAAAUCGUUAUGUGGAAAAAAUGGUUACUGACUAUCAUAUAAUAAAUUCUACAGAGUGUGUAAGUAAUAUGCUGUGUAUUAAGUCAAACCCUAUUAUACAAGAUUUGGAAAACACCAUUAAUAGUCGUUUACAUCAAGUCGGAGAAAAGAAAUUAGAAAAAUUGAUCGGAUAAUAUCUAAAAAUAAUAAUAUGAUUGGAUAAAAUCUUAAGAAAGUUAAUUAUUUACAUGAUUGUGCAAGUAAUUAGCAAGUUAAUUUACCAUUUAAAGAUUGUAUGCAAAGUUUACAUACAUACGGUUUAUAUUUAUACUAUGUAUAAAUAUACAUCGUUUUUUAUAUAUAGAAACGGUUUUUAGUGAAUCUGUUGUGCUCAGAAAUCAGUUAAUUAUUGUACAAACAUUCUAAUAAAAAGCUAACUAGAUUCAAAUUAAUUUUUUUUUUAU